Molecule: messenger RNA, 990 nt
Organism: Pogoniulus pusillus (Red-fronted tinkerbird)
Lineage: Eukaryota; Metazoa; Chordata; Aves; Piciformes; Lybiidae
Gene: TCF15
Product: transcription factor 15
Exons: 2
Coding region: 68-619 (183 amino acids)
Biological process (GO): developmental process; regulation of transcription by RNA polymerase II
Molecular function (GO): protein dimerization activity; RNA polymerase II transcription regulatory region sequence-specific DNA binding; DNA-binding transcription factor activity, RNA polymerase II-specific
Source: RefSeq, a predicted model, not a curated record
GGAAAGGCUCCCCGCAGCCCUGGGGGUCCCCCCAGCAGGGCGGGGGACACUGGCAGGGCACCCAACCAUGGCCUUCACCAUGCUACGUCCCGUGGCCGCCCGCGUCCUCUACCCUGACCUCAGCAUCCUCUCGGAGGACGAGGAGAACCGGAGCGAGAGCGAGACGUCGGACCAGUCGUUCGGCUGCUGCGAGGGGGCCGAGGCUCGCCGCAAGCUGCCGCGCAAACCGGGGCCCAUGGUGAUGGUGAAGCAGAGACAGGCGGCGAACGCGCGGGAGCGGGACCGGACCCAGAGCGUCAACACAGCCUUCACCGCCCUGCGCACCCUCAUCCCCACCGAGCCCGUGGACCGCAAGCUGUCCAAGAUCGAGACCCUCCGCCUGGCCUCCAGCUACAUCUCCCACUUGGCCAACGUGCUGCUGCUGGGCGAGGGCUGCGAGGACGGGCAGCCCUGCUUCAGUGCCAUCUACGGAGCCAAGGGGGACCUGGACAGCAAACAGCCCCGCAGCAUCUGCACCUUCUGCCUCAGCAACCAGCGGAAAGGGGGCGGCCGGAGGGACCUCGGGGGCAACUGCCUGAAGGUUCGGGGGGUGGCUCCGCUGCGAGUGUCACGGAGAUGAGCCGGGGUCCAGCAGCACCCACCUGAGAGAGCGGCCAGCAGCGGCCGGAGCCGCGCACGCCAGCCCCACAGCCCGCAGCGGGGAGGGAGGGAGCUGCCCGGCCGAGGUGGCAGCGCCCGAGCCCAGCACCGCGGGCUGGCACCGAACCCACACCGGCCCCGGAGCCGUUGGCGGGGCGGGAGGACGCUCCCAUAGCCGAGGCCACCCGCGUGGGGCAGGACCGGGGAGGGGGUCCCCGCGCCCCAGGGCUGGACUGGAAGGGGUCCGUGUGCGGCCGGCGGCGAAGCCUGCCGGGGGGGACGGCGGCGGUGGCCCCGCGGGCGCUGCUCGUGCACGUGUGGCCGCUUGGACAAUAAACCUUAUUUUUGUGA